Messenger RNA from Metarhizium acridum CQMa 102, 921 nucleotides. RefSeq lists its product as uncharacterized. Lineage: Eukaryota; Fungi; Ascomycota; Sordariomycetes; Hypocreales; Clavicipitaceae. The record is from RefSeq and is a predicted model, not a curated record.
AUGAAGACGUUUCCCGCUGUCAUCGCCGCCAUUAUUGGAUUUGCAUCCUGUGGCUCAGCUCACAUGCAGAUGAAGGAUCCUCCUCCUUUCCUCUCCAAGUACAACAAAUUCACCCCCCAGGGGAAGGAGGACAAUAGCAUGACGAGUCCUCUCUCGGCCAGCGGCUCCGACUUCCCUUGCAAGGGACACCACAGUGUCUAUGGCAGUCCUGAGGGCCAGUCUGUUGCGACUUGGACUCCAGGUCAGUCCUACAAAAUGACCAUCGUCGGCACUGCUUCCCACAACGGAGGCAGUUGUCAGGCGUCUCUUUCAUUUGACAGCGGAAAGACGUGGAAAGUCAUCCACUCGUACGUUGGAAACUGCCCUCUCCAGGGCGAGUCGAGCUUCGACUUUACUGUGCCUGCUGACACACCCGCCGGUAAUGCCCUAUUUGCCUGGUCUUGGUUCAACAACCUAGGCAACCGCGAAAUGUACAUGAACUGCGCCGCCGUGACCAUUGGAGGCGGUGCCCCCAAGAUCCGCAAGGCUCGUGGUGAUACCACCCCCUUCAGCAGCCGGCCUGCCAUGUUUACUGCCAACAUCGGCAAUGGUUGCUCAACCGCCGAGAGCAAGGACGUCGUCUUCCCCGACCCCGGCCCCGAUCUCGAUACGAAAUCUGACAAGUCUGCUCCACCGGUUGGAAGUUGCGGCACUAAGGGAUCCGGAUCCGCAUCUGCAUCUGGAUCCGCUUCUGCUCCCGCUCCGGCUGCCUCUGGGGCCGGCACAGCUCCUCUGAACAACAACAACAACAAGAACAACGCUGGAAACUCCAGUGCUCCUCCUGCUGGUGCCAGUACUCCUCCACCCGCACCGGUCGCUACUGCCGCAGCUACAAGUACACCUAAGCCGGUUGGUAGCGGAGGAUCUUGCCGUGCCAAGUAA